AUGACUUUACAAACAGUAAUCUUAAGGUUACUGUUAGUAUGGCUGACCAUUAGCUUUGGUCAACGACCAGUAAUGGGAUCUGCAGUAAAAACCAAACCAGCCAUUUUGGCUGCGGCCCCUCUUUCAGUCAAGAAAGAUCUUUUGAUGAAUUUGGAAUGCAAACCUGAAGAGGUGUCACACUAUCACUAUCAAGGGAAGGGCAUGCUCUGGGGGCAACAAAGAAAUCACAUACUAAUUUCGGCCGAGCUCUAUGUCCGCUGCUUGGGUCAUGACAGUGAAGGUCAGUACAACGACACAGCCCUUCUCUAUUUGAUGAAGCUAAGAAACGUUUCUUCCGAGGUCUCAGAAAGAAACGAAAUCGUGGAAGAUCAAGAAAUCGAAGAAAGCAGUGAGAAAACUGAAAAUCUCUUUGCUGAUUCCGGAGAUCCGAUUUUCAGAUGA
Limulus polyphemus (Atlantic horseshoe crab) is the source of this 441-nucleotide messenger RNA. RefSeq lists its product as uncharacterized. Bases 1 to 441 code for a protein of 146 amino acids. The record is from RefSeq and is a predicted model, not a curated record. The transcript has 6 exons. NCBI's taxonomy places the organism in Eukaryota, Metazoa, Arthropoda, Merostomata, Xiphosura, Limulidae.